Molecule: messenger RNA, 3925 nt
Organism: Ipomoea triloba (trilobed morning glory)
Lineage: Eukaryota; Viridiplantae; Streptophyta; Magnoliopsida; Solanales; Convolvulaceae
Product: coatomer subunit alpha-1-like
Exons: 3
Coding region: 25-3675 (1216 amino acids)
Biological process (GO): intra-Golgi vesicle-mediated transport; intracellular protein transport; endoplasmic reticulum to Golgi vesicle-mediated transport
Cellular component (GO): COPI vesicle coat
Molecular function (GO): protein binding; structural molecule activity
Source: RefSeq, a predicted model, not a curated record
GGGGGGAGUGAGUGAGGGGGGAAAAUGUUGACGAAAUUCGAGACGAAGAGUAACCGAGUGAAGGGGCUGAGCUUCCACAGCAAGCGGCCAUGGAUCUUAGCCAGUCUCCACAGCGGCGUGAUCCAGCUCUGGGACUACCGGAUGGGCACCCUCAUUGAUCGGUUCGACGAGCAUGAUGGCCCCGUUCGCGGCGUUCACUUUCACAAAUCGCAGCCUCUCUUCGUUUCCGGAGGUGAUGAUUAUAAAAUUAAGGUAUGGAAUUACAAGCUGCAUAGGUGUCUGUUUACCCUCCUUGGACAUCUUGAUUACAUUCGAACUGUUCAAUUUCAUCAUGAGUACCCAUGGAUUGUUAGUGCAAGUGAUGAUCAGACAAUCAGGAUAUGGAAUUGGCAGUCUCGGACAUGUAUUUCUGUCUUGACCGGUCACAACCAUUAUGUGAUGUGUGCCUCAUUUCAUCCCAAAGAGGACUUGGUUGUCUCAGCAUCAUUGGAUCAGACUGUUCGGGUCUGGGAUAUUGGUGCCCUGAGGAAAAAAACAGUUUCCCCUGCUGAUGACAUCCUGCGGUUGAGUCAAAUGAACACGGACUUCUUUGGUGGGGUUGAUGCUGUGGUGAAGUAUGUCUUAGAGGGCCAUGAUAGAGGUGUUAAUUGGGCUUCUUUUCAUCCUACACUCCCCCUAAUUGUUUCUGGUGCAGAUGAUCGCCAAGUCAAGAUUUGGAGAAUGAAUGACACAAAAGCUUGGGAGGUGGACACAUUGAGAGGCCACAUGAACAAUGUCUCCUGUGUUUUGUUUCACUCAAGGCAAGAUAUUAUUGUUUCAAAUUCAGAGGAUAAGAGCAUACGUGUAUGGGAUGCAACAAAAAGGACUGGCCUUCAGACUUUCCGUAGGGAACAUGACAGGUUCUGGAUCCUUUCAGCUCAUCCUGAGAUGAACCUUUUAGCAGCUGGGCAUGAUAGUGGAAUGAUAGUGUUCAAGUUAGAGAGAGAACGACCUGCUUUUUCAGUGAGUUCUGAUUCUCUUUUUUAUGUGAAGGAUCGAUUCCUUCGAGUUUAUGAAUAUUCAACUCAGAAAGACACGCAGUUGAUACCAAUUCGGAGGCCUGGUUCAAACAGCUUGAAUCAAAGUCCACGCUCCCUUUCAUACAGUCCUACUGAGAAUGCUGUCUUGAUAUGCUCUGAUGUGGAUGGGGGUUCUUAUGAACUAUAUAUUGUGCCUAAAGACAGUUUUGGGAGGGGUGACACUGUGCAAGAUGCAAAAAGAGGAACUGGAGGAUCUGCUGUGUUCAUUGCUCGAAAUAGGUUUGCAGUGCUUGAGAAGAGCACCAAUAAUGUUCUAGUCAAGAAUCUCAAAAACGAAAUUGUCAAGAAAAGUGCUCUUCCAAUUGCUACGGAUGCAAUAUUUUACGCUGGGACAGGAAACUUAUUAUGUCGGACUGAGGAUAGGGUUGUUAUUUUUGAUCUCCAGCAGAGGAUUGUUCUUGGAGACCUUCAAACAUCUUUUAUUAGGUAUGUUGUUUGGUCACAUGACAUGGAGAGUGUUGCUUUGCUGAGCAAGCAUUCUAUUGUUAUAGCUGAUAAGAAGCUGGUGCACCGCUGCACACUUCAUGAGACGAUUCGCGUUAAGAGUGGAGCCUGGGAUGACAAUGGGGUUUUCAUAUAUACCACACUAACCCACAUCAAGUAUUGCCUUCCCAAUGGAGAUAGUGGAAUUAUCAAGACCUUGGAUAUCCCUGUCUAUAUAACAAAAAUAUACGGAAACACAAUCUUUUGCUUGGAUCGAGAUGGGAAGAACCGUCCGAUUAUCAUCGAUUCAACUGAGUAUAUCUUCAAGCUAUCACUGCUGAGGAAGAGAUAUGAUCAGGUAAUGAACAUGAUAAGGAACUCAGAACUCUGUGGCCAAGCAAUGAUUGCGUAUUUGCAGCAGAAGGGCUUUCCUGAAGUUGCUCUUCAUUUUGUCAAAGAUGAACGGACUCGUUUUGGCUUAGCACUUGAGAGUGGGAACAUUGAGAUUGCACUUGAAUCUGCGAAAAAGAUAGAUGAGAAAGAUCACUGGUAUAGGCUGGGAGUGGAGGCCCUUCGGCAAGGUAAUGCUGGCAUAGUUGAAUAUGCAUACCAGAAGACAAAGAACUUUGAGAGGCUCUCUUUUCUUUAUCUGAUAACGGGGAACCUGGAGAAGCUAUCCAAGAUGAUGAAAAUUGCUGAGGUGAAAAAUGAAGUUAUGGGUCAGUUUCACAAUGCUUUGUACCUUGGUGACAUUCGUGAGCGUGUCAAGAUAUUGGAGAAUGCUGGUCAUCUGCCCCUUGCCUACAUCACAGCCUCUGUUCAUGGGCUCAGUGAUAUUGCUGAGCGUCUUGCUGAAGAACUUGGUGAUAAUCUUCCAUCAUUGCCAACAGAAAAGAAGGCUUCUCUUCUGCUACCUCCAAGUCCUAUAUCUGGUGGUGGAGAUUGGCCUUUACUGAUGGUCACUAAAGGCAUAUUCGAAGGUACUUUAAAUAUUCCCAAUGGAGGUGCACAAGAAGAAUAUGAGGAAGCUGCUGAUGCUGAUUGGGGUGAGGAGUUGGAUAUUGGUGAGGUUGAAAAUCUGCAGAAUGGUGAUAUUAGUAUGGUUCUGGAGGAUGACGAAGGUCAAGAAGAAAUUGAGGGAGGAUGGGAUUUGGAGGAUCUGGAUCUGCCCGUUGAAGCUGAGACUCCAAAGACUGUUACUAAUGCACGCUCUUCUGUUUUUAUUGCUCCAACCCCUGGCAUGCCAGUGAGCCAGAUUUGGGUGCAAAAAUCAUCUCUUGCGGCUGAGCAUGCUGCUGCUGGGAACUUUGACACUGCAAUGCGGUUGCUGAACCGGCAAUUAGGGAUUAGGAAUUUCUCUCCUCUAAAGCAAUUGUUCAUCGAUCUUCAUUUAGGCAGCCACAGCUACUUGCUUGCCUUUUCAUCAGCCCCAGUGAUUUCAGUGGCUGUUGAGAGAGGAUGGAGUGAAUCAGCAAGUCCUAACGUGCGGGGUCCACCUGCCCUUGUGUUCAAUUUUUCUCAUCUGGAAGAGAAACUUAAAGCUGGUUAUAGGUUGACAACUCAAGGGAAAUUCUCUGAGGCUCUGCGAACUUUUCUGAACGUCCUUCACACAAUUCCCCUGGUGGUUGUUGAGUCACGAAGAGAGGUGGAUGAAGUCAAAGAACUGGUUAUCAUUGUGAAGGAGUAUGUUUUGGGUCUGCAAAUGGAGCUUAAAAGGAAGGAAAUGAAGGACAACCCUACUCGCCAGCAGGAGUUGGCAGCGUAUUUCACCCAUUGUAAUCUCCAGCUUCCACAUUUGAGACUUGCAUUACAGAAUGCCAUGACCGUAUGCUUCAAGGCAACUAACAUGAUUACAGCAGCCAACUUUGCUAGGCGACUAUUGGAGACCAACCCAACUGUUGAAAACCAGGCCAAGGUGGCCCGGCAAGUGCUGCAGGCAGCUGAAAAAAACAUGCGAGAUUCAACACAACUGAAUUAUGACUUCCGAAAUCCUUUUGUCAUCUGCGGUGCCACCUAUGUCCCCAUCUACCGUGGACAGAAGGACGUCAGUUGCCCUUACUGCUACACCCAUUUCGUUCCAUCCCAAGAAGGGCAGCUUUGUACUGUUUGUGAUCUUGCAGUGAUCGGAGCAGAUGCAUCUGGUAUACUUUGUUCUCCCGCCCAGGCCAGGUGAUUGCAGCUUGCUUAUACCUGAUUCCACACUGGUUAUAUAUGUCAUUGAGAUGUUUUCUACUUUACCCUUGGAAACUAGGAAUAUCAAAAGGACAGGUUUUGAUCGGAUUGUCUAUUGCUGGUUUAUUAUUUGUUUCCAUUUUUGCAGUCAGUUUUUCAAACCUUUAAUCCCUCCUUAUUCUCAAUUAUUAUCAUUACGAUUACGAUUUUAUCAUCAUUGUAAUAAAGCUAUGUACAUUUUCAACUUUCCA